CGGCAGAUAGUGUGACGGUCCGGAUAGCGCAGAAGAAAGCCAGGCUGGAGCUAACCUGGGAAGUCAGGAGUCUGCCUGAGUCAACGCAGAGCAACGCCAUUUCAAUACUAUCUAAGGGAACUCAAUUUGAAGCUACAUAAUGGCGGUGGAUAUCUACGACUCUCAGUAUCUGCUCAUCCUGGCCCCUUCCCUGGUCAUCGCCCUCAUGUUCCUCUUCUUCUGGCUCUUCAUGAAAGAAACCUCCUAUGAUGAGGUGCUGGCCCGACAGAAACGCGACCUCAAGCUACCGCCGUCCAAGCCAGACACCCGUAAGAAAAAUGACAAAAAGAAGAGCAAGAAGAAGGAGAGUGCUAGCGGAGGAGGUGGUGGUGGCGGCGGCGGAGGUGGAGGAGAGUCUGAAGAGGACAUGAGGGACUUUGAUUUAGCCGAUGGUGCCAACAGUUCCGCUUUGGAGAUUGAGGAGGAACCCGAACCAGUGGCUUCACCAGCUCCUGCUCCACCAACACCAACUCCCUAUGUGCCUGUUUCAGUGUCAACGGAGGCUCCUGCUGGUCUGAGGGAGAGAAAGAAGAAGGAGAAGAAGGCAGCCAAGGCUGCUGCUGCUGCCGCCGCCGCCGCAGCAGCUGCAGCUGCAGCUCCAGCUCCAACUUCCCCUUCUGAGGAGCCAGAAGUGAACGGUUCAAAGCCAGUCAGCCGUAAGACAGAAGUCCCUCUAGCUGCUACCAAACAGUCCAGCCCACCCUCUCCCCAGCUUGAAGUCCAGAUCCAGGUCCAGGCUGCCUCGGCUCCUGCUCAAGCUCAGACACCUCCCCAGAUCUCUGGGAAGAGAAACAAGAAGAAACAAAAAACUGAGCCCAUGGAUGACCAGCAGCCAGAGGUUAAAGCAGAGCAAGCUCCAGCACCAGUCAAGAAGGAAGCUCCUAUUGGGGCUGAAACCAAAGUUCUGGAUGGUGCAGCUCCAAGUGCUACCAGCGGCAAGAAGAAGAACCAUGCCAAGAAGCAGAAGACCGAGCCUGUAGAUGAAUCCCAUGUUAUGGCUGACUCAGCAGCUUCUGCCAACCACCAGGCAGCCAAUAAUGAUGAUAUACCAUCCAAAGGGAGUGGAAAGAAACAGAAGAAUGAGACGGACAAAGAGAACACAGAGGUGAAGCUGAAGGAGCUCCUGUCUGGUCUGUCCAGCCUGGCUCUGUCAGAGGCAGAGGCUGUCAGUGUGAUUGCUCUCCUCCGAGAGAAGAGCCCUAGUGCCUUGGAUGCUUGGCACAAAUCUGCAGCCAGACCAGACCCAGCUGCCCAGGAACGAGAGCGACUCCUAGUAACUCUGCAAGAGGAGGCCUCUAUUGCCAAGGACAAAGUGAAACAGCUUGGCCAGGAGCUUCAGGUUGAAAAGCAAAAGACUGGCCGGGUGGAAGCUGUGAUGAGAGAGCAAGUUGCAGCCAUGGAGAAAGAAAUGGGAAGCAUGCAAGCCAAUGCAAAAGGCAGCUACCAGGAGCUCCAGGGCAUGCAGAUAAAGUUCCAGCAGGUGAGGGAGCAGCUGGAGAGCCAGAUCACUCGACUGCAGCAGGAGAACGGCAUCCUGAGGGACGCAGUCAGCUCUGCCACCAACCAGAUGGAAAGCAAGAAUUCAGCAGAGCUGAACAAGCUGCGUUCAGAGUACGCCGGUCUGAUGAAAGAGCUGGCAGACAACAACAGCAAGCUGCAGCAGGAGGAGCACCAGAGGAAGUCGCUGGAGGUCAGCUACAAACAGAACGUGUCCCAGCUGGAGGCCCAACUACAAGAUGCUAAGCGACGCUGGGAAGAACUGCAAAACUUCCUCCACAACGUCAAUGCGGAGAGAGAGAAACUUCAGGCCUCUAAGCAAGAGAUCCACAGCCAGCUGCUGGCAGCGGAGACAGAGAUGAACAACAAGAACAAGGAGAUCCAGAACCUACAUAACAGCCUGACUGAAGCCAUGGUCUCCAAGGAGCGGCUUGAGCAAAGAGUGAUGGAGCUUCUGGAGGCGUCCCAGCACAGUAUGCCUGAUGACUCUCUGCAAGCCCGGGCUCAGGAACUUAUGAAUGAAAACACAGGUCUUCAGGUCCAGAAUGAGACACUGCAAGUCCAGAAUGAAAGCCUACAGGUCCAGAUCUCCUCACAGGUCACCCAUGUCUCUCACAUUGAGGAGCUACAAAAGCUGCUGGCUGAGAAAGAGUUGCAGAGGAAGAGUCUGGAGGAUUCUCUGAAUGCUGAGAGGAGUAGUGGGGCCACUAGAGAAACUAACAUGCAGGCCUUGCACAAUGAGAACAUGUCGCUGAAGGCAGAGAUUCAGAAUCUGCAGGCACAGAUUUCUGAUCAGACUGCCUCCCAGCUUGCUUUGGACCAGAUCCAGAAGAGUGUCCAGGAGAAAGAGGAGAACAUGAAAACCAUAGAGGGCCUGCUGGAGAAGGGGCUGAUUGAGGUGGCCAACAAAGAGGAGAAGCUCAAGGCUGUAAGAGAAGAGAACGUGACACUGAAGCAAGAAAUGGAGACCAUGAAUAUAAAGAUGGCAGAACAGACAUCAUCAGAGUCAAUAGUGGAAGAACUCCAGAGCAAGAUCCAAGAGAACGAUGUGACGCUAAAAUCAAUGGGGGAGAGUCUACAGGCAGCACAAGACAUCAGCACUUCCAGAGAGAAGACAGUUGAGGCUCUGGAGCAGCAGUUGGCCGCCCUGCAGGUAGAGAUGGAGCAGCUGAGACAGAAGGAGAUGAAAGAAGAGCUGACCAGUUCUGGUACCCAGCUCCAAGACCUCCAGGCUCAGGUAGCGGCGAAGGACCAGGAGAUCCAGAUGCUGCAGGCUCAGUUGGAGGCAAAGACAAAGGAGCUGAGUGAGAAAAUGGAGCAGGUACUUCAACAGUCCCACACAGCAGUGCCAAGCCCAGAACUUCUUACAGCGUUGUCAGAGAAAGAGAAGCAGGUCUCAGAUCUGCAGGGUGAGCUGGCAGAGCUGAGGGACUCCAUGGAGCUUCAUAGGAAGAAGAACAACGAGCUUCGGGAGAAAAACUGGAGUGCAAUGGACGCUCUGUCAGCCACCGAGUCCAUGCUUCAAGGGAAACUCAGCAAAGCCGUCAAGGAGAACCAGGUGGCACUGGCAUCGUAUCAGGCUGAGUGUCGAGAUGUUCUGCACAGACUUCUGCCCCAUGUGCCUCUGCCCAAUGAGCAGAACCAUCAGGAGUGGCUCCACAGUUUUGAGAGAGCAGUAGCUGAAAGCUCAGCUGCACAAUCCACCCCUGUAUCAGGGGACUCAGUGGGACUGGCUGAGAAGCUGAAGGAAGCAGAGGAAACCCAAAGGAUUCUACAAAAAGACUGUGAGACAUACAAGAAGGUUUUGGCAGAGACGGAGGGCAUCCUGCAGCGCCUCCAGAACAGCGUGGAGCAGGAAGAGUCUCGCUGGAGGGUGAAGGUGGAGCUAUCGCAGGGAGAGCUGAAAGAGAUGAGCCAGAAAGUCACAGCUCUGGAGCAAGAGGUUGAGAGACUAACUGAUGGAGCAGAGUUGGAAAAUCUGAGAAGAGAAAAGCAGCACUUGGAGUCUGAGUUGGAGAGAGCGGAGCGUGAGAGUGCCACCUAUGUGACGGAGGUCAGAGAGCUCAAAGAUCUGUUGACUGAAUUGCAGACCAGACUUGAUGGCUCAUAUACAGAGGCUAUCAGACAGAAUGAGGAGCUGAAUUUGCUGAAAACCCAGCUCACUGUGACUCUGUCCAAGUUGGAGACAGAAGAGAAUGAGAGGCAAAGGGUGGCUGGUGACCUGUAUAAGGCCCAGCAGUCUCUUGAUCUGAUCCAGGGAGAGCUCUCACAAGUGAUCGACAACGCAGAUGACCUGAUAGAGAAUAGCAGUCUGUCGUCACAGAGAGAGGAGAUUGACAGAAAGGAGAAGAUGACUGCAGGACUAAACCAAACAGUCAGAGAACUACAGCAGCUGCUACAAGGUGUCAGCCGGCAACUCACCAAGGGACAGGAGGGGGAGGCUGACAAAGAUCUGCCCAAGGUAUAGUGAGAGGAGGACAGGCGCCCACGCAGCCACUCGGACUGCACUACAAAGACCACCCUUGACCUUCGGUCUCUUCACUACCACCAUCACACCAUACUGUCACACCCAGCCACUUCCCUUCCAGUCUCUGUCACCUCACCUGUGCCAUAGGCAGCCUCAAACUGACUCUAGCCAAGGCCCCGGCCAACCACUCCCAGACUCACUGUUGGCCACAAGGGAGCAGGCAGAGGUUACUGUUAAUUCUAAAACACUCCAGACACUGUACCAAAAGAAACACUUCUCCACCCCCACCACAUUCCUCUUCUUCAGCUGCAUCACCAGUUAAUUUUUAUUAUAAUCUUAAAUGACAUUCAGCAUAAUUCAAACUGCGUGGCAACCAUUCCUCUGUUUAGAACACCUGUAUUUUUCAAUGAAAUCCUUUUGAAUACUGCAGUAGUUUUUGUUGUUUCUUGUCUCAAGAGGGCAGUGAUACAAAUUUCCAACUCAACUAAAUAAACUUUUGGGUUUUCAAUCCUUCUUUUUUCUUAACUUAAAAAAUAUGUAUUGUUUAAAUGUACCAGUUAGGUCCUGCUGAAAUACACCAUGUUGUUGAUCUGUUUGCCUCCCAACCAGAAAACUAUCACAUCCUGUGUAUCAUCGUGCAUUCAUGAAUACAUAACUCCAUGCAUACUUUGGCUCAGUAUUGGGUGGGAGAAGGGAGAUCAGAAGGGGUCUCAUCAUAUCAGAUGGGUCACUACGUGACUGUAACUAUGGGGAUGCGUGGACAUAUUGUACCUAAGUCUGUACUGCAGCUCCAAAGAGAAGGGAGUCUGUGACCCUGGCUGUGGAAGGAGAGGGCCAGGUCAGCAGUGUAAAGGUUUUUAAUCCUACUGCAACUACUCUAGGAGUAAGUGUACCAUAUCAUCUGUAAUCAACACUUGCUAUAAUGUUGCUAAGUUCAUUAACACUGAAGAUUUUGUUCUUUUUGUAACAGGUGAUGUUAAUAAAAGGGAUGCUUGAUAAAUCUG
Molecule: messenger RNA, 5007 nt
Organism: Scomber scombrus (Atlantic mackerel)
Lineage: Eukaryota; Metazoa; Chordata; Actinopteri; Scombriformes; Scombridae
Gene: ktn1
Product: kinectin 1
Exons: 36
Coding region: 140-4003 (1287 amino acids)
Biological process (GO): microtubule-based movement; protein transport
Cellular component (GO): endoplasmic reticulum membrane
Molecular function (GO): kinesin binding
Source: RefSeq, a predicted model, not a curated record